This is a messenger RNA of Saccostrea echinata, 1405 nucleotides long. RefSeq lists its product as uncharacterized. The transcript is spliced from 7 exons. Lineage: Eukaryota; Metazoa; Mollusca; Bivalvia; Ostreida; Ostreidae. The record is from RefSeq and is a predicted model, not a curated record. The coding region runs from base 225 to 1214 and encodes 329 amino acids.
GUGUCACAAUAGAGCUCCAGUCCAUUCUUUAGCUUCAUUAGAAGCUCAAGAAAAAUCAAAAGAAACGGAAAUUUAUAUAGACGGAGAUUAUAGGGUCUACCUGCGUUGCCCAGCGUGCGAUUCGUGUUUUCAUGCUAGUUGUGCUGAAUACGAAAUAGAACUUUUCCUAACCAGAGAACUCACCGGGACACUGUGUGAAAGGUGUGCGUGUGCAAAAAACUAAGAUGUCUACAACGAAAGUUAUAUCUGUGACAAGAAAUGGUGUAACGACUAAGAUUCUAUGUACUCAAGAAGUUGCUAACAUGCUGAUGUCCAAGGAAAUUGAUUCAAAGGUAAAAGAAAUGAUCGUAAAUCAACUUCUAUCUACAUCCACACUGCCAUCUGCAGGAGAGACACCUCCACUGCCAAGUCCUUCAAUACCACCACCACGCAGUUCUUCAACACCACCACCAUGCAGUUCUUCAGCACCACCAUUGCCAGGUCCUUCAGCAACUCCACUGCGCAGUUCUUCAGCACCACCAUUACCAGGUCCUUCAGCACCAUCACCACGCAGUUCUUCAGCAGCACCACCAUUGCCAGGUCCUUCAGCACCACCAUUUCCAGGUCCUUCAGCACCACCAUUGCCAGGUCCUGCAGCACCACCAUUACCAGGUCCUUCAUCAGUGCAGGAUGAAGAUACAAAUGGAAAGUGGGAUGUGCAAAGCAUAAAGCUAUUGAAGAAGGUGUAUCAUGAUAUAGAAAGUCAAAGCUCCUCCAAACCUCUGAAGAAUAAAUGGCAGAAGGUGGCUAAGGAAGUUAAUAAAGAAGGAGGCUACAACUUUUCAGCAGAAAAAUGCAGAAUGAAAAUAAAGGGUCUUAAAUCGAAAUAUGAACGUCAUAAGAAAAAAAACAACACUUCUGGUGAAUCACCAGCUUCUGAUGAAGAUGAGGAUGAUUUUGAUGUUUUUGAAAAAAUACCGGAUAUGAAACCUAAAGCAGUGCUAGAAUCAGGAACCUCAAAAAAAAGGCCACCUGCUGAUGAUUCCUCAUCUGAAGAAACAGAGCCUGUACCAGUGAAAAAGAAAGUCCACCCUAAAAGGUCUGCAGAGGUUUUGCAAGUCAUGUUAAAAGACCUGAUGGAAAAACGAGAAGAAAAGGCAGAACAACGACAUCAGGAAAAACUUGCCACAGCCAACUCUCUCAUAGAAGUUUUGAAAGAGUUGGCAAAGAAAUAAUUGUACAGAGGUUUACUUAAGUUAGCUUACUACAGACAGUAGAAAACUUUAUACUUUCUUGCCUUAUGGUUAUAAUAAGUUAAGUCUUAUAAUAAUGUGUCCCAGAUCAAGUUUUGGAAGAAUUUUUUUUACUCCAUUUCUUAUUAAGGUCUUCCAUUCCUGGAAUAUUGAUAGAUCAUGAGAGGCAUAUA